GUCCAGUAGUCUGAUCAUGCAUUAUUAAUACACUAUAUAUGACAUAUUUUCAAUUAAAUUCAUAUUUAUCUACAAUUCUCCCAUCUCACUUUAUACUUUUUUUGUUACAAACAUGUUACUUUAUACGUUUACCUUAUAAAUCAUGCAAAAUUAGGAAUUUCUUAUUUGUUAUAGUUGAUUAUAAAUUCUGCUGGUGAAGAGUUUUCUUUCAAUUAAACAAUCAAAACUUAGUUAUGCAAAGCUUUCAUCAAUUACAAUGACAGAGAAAGUUAGCUUUUAUGAAAUUAUAUUUACUAUCAUCAAGUUGUCUUCUCCUCUAGGGAUUUAUCUGGCCCUCGUGGACACUAUGUUCUGACACAACACAAUCAACAAACUACCAAGCCAGACACUGUCUUAGUCUCAGCUUUAAUGUCAUUAAUUUCUGUUCCCCUUAAAAGACCUUCAUUCAAUUUCACCUCCUCCACUCAUUUUGAUACAAAAUCUCACAAAUCAGUACACAUACUCUUUUAAAAAAACUUAUUUGACUUUAAAUAUUCAUAUACCUACAUCAAAUAUAUUUACUUUUUUAUUUAUAUUUUAUGACAGAAAAAAUAGCAAGUUAAUAAGUCAUAUAAAAUAAUUUGGCUCUAUUUAUUUUUUGUUAGAAAUAAUUUAAGUAAAUAUACUUAUGCAAACUCUUAGUUAAGUCUUUAUCCAAACAAAUAAGGCUUAUAUAUAUAUAUAUAUAUACUCAAACCCCAAAAAUGUCACAGAUAAGCUAAAAUAUCAUUCUCCGUAUAAUUAUAAUUCCCUCCCACAUCAUAUCACACCGCAUUCCAACAACUAACACUUCCCCACUCUAUAGAUAAUUAGAUAUAUGCAUGUUCGUGUAUAUUGAUUCUGAUAGUUUUUUUUUUUUUUUUAAUAAAAUUGAUUCAGAUAGUUAAACAAUUUGAAAAUGCACAAUUUCUAGCAGUUAUUUAUCAUUAGUAAGUAUAAUUUGUAUCAUAAAUUAAUUAAUAUAUGAACGAAUAACGGAACAGAGAGUAAGAGUAAUGGAAGCGUUUCAAAGAGAUCAACGUGGCUCACUUGAAGUGUUUAAUCCUUCUUCAUCUGAGAAGAACGAGAAUCCAAAUCCAAACAAUUUGUGGAAGACUCUGAUACACUCACGCGCCGAGGAAACUCCACUUCCCACGCGCAAUUCCAAUUCCGAUGAAGUCACCGUCGCAACUUCCUGGAUGGCGCUCAAGGAAACAAAUCCUCCGCCAACUUCGGGCGAAUCAGGCUCCGCGGCGGCGCAGAGAGCGGCGGAGUGGGGAUUAGUGCUGAAAACUGAUUCGGAGACAGGUAAGCCACAGGGAGUGGCGGUUAGAAACUCUGGUAGUUCGAGGAGAGACUCGAAUAACUCGGUGAGAAGCUCCGGUGAGUGUUCCGAUGAGGGAAAGGAGUUACGGGGAAUACCGAGAGUUUCGGAGGAUUUGAGAGACGCUCUAUCGGCGUUUCAACAGACGUUUGUUGUUUCAGAUGCUACGAAACCCGAUUACCCGAUUAUGUAUGCUAGUGCCGGGUUUUUUAAGAUGACGGGUUAUACUUCCAAAGAGGUCAUUGGAAGAAACUGUCGAUUUAUGCAGGGAGCAGAAACAGAUUCGAAUGACGUGGCAAAGAUAAGAGAGGCGCUAGCAGCUGGAAAGAGUUAUUGUGGAAGGUUGCUGAAUUACAAGAAGGAUGGGACCCCCUUUUGGAACCUUCUCACUAUUUCCCCUAUCAAGGACGAACAUGGCAAACUCCUCAAAUUUAUUGGAAUGCAAGUGGAGGUUAGCAAGCAUACAGAGGGGGCCAAGGAGAAGAUGCUGCGUCCCAAUGGAUUGCCCGAAUCCUUGAUUCGAUAUGAUGCUCGUGAGAAAGAGAAGGCGAACAGUUCAGUUAGUGAGUUGGUUGAAGCAGUGAGCAGACGACCGAGGGCACUCAGUGAAUCAGCAAACCGUCCUUUCAUAAAAAACCAAACAACACAACAACAUGCUGCUGCUGCUGCAUCACCCAAUUCAUCAAGAAGAAAAUCUGAGAGUGUUGCUACUUUCUCUUCAUUUAGACGCAAAUCACAUUCAGGUUCAGGAUCACGAGGAGACGCUUUUCAUUCAAUGCAUCCAAUCCCCGAAAACAAACACAAAAACCACUACUCUCGUCGCCGCUCUUUCAUGGGUUUCAUCAAGAAAACUCAGUCAAACAAUGAAAGCUUCAAUGAUGAGGAUAGCUUUGAGGGCAGUGAGGAUGAUGAGAUGCCUCAUAGUUUUGAUGACAAAAUUACACAAAAGAGGGAAAAGAGAAAGGGUCUUGAUCUUGCUACCACACUCGAACGUAUUGAGAAGAACUUUGUCAUUACUGAUCCAAGGCUACCUGAUAACCCCAUUAUAUUUGCUUCUGAUAGCUUCUUAGAGCUUACAGAGUAUACUCGUGAAGAAAUCUUGGGAAGAAAUUGCAGGUUUCUGCAAGGACCUGAAACUGAUCCUACAACAGUGAAAAAAAUUAGAGAGGCUAUUGACAAUCAAACAGAAGUUACCGUGCAACUCAUUAAUUAUACAAAGAGUGGUAAAAAGUUCUGGAACCUGUUUCAUUUGCAGCCAAUGCGUGAUCAGAAGGGAGAAGUACAGUAUUUUAUUGGAGUUCAACUUGAUGGUAGUCAACAUGUAGAGCCUCUUCACAACCGCAUUGCAGAAGAUACAGCAAAGGAGGGAGAACACGUGGUCAAAAAAACUGCAGAAAAUGUUGAUGAUGCAUUGAGAGAACUUCCUGAUGCUAAUUUGAAACCAGAAGAUCUAUGGAUAAAUCAUUCAAAAGUUGUUCACCCCAAACCUCAUAGGAGGGAUGAAGCUGCUUGGAGAGCUAUUCAAAAGAUCAUAGAUAGUGGAGAGCAGAUAGGCUUGAAGCAUUUUAAGCCAAUUAAACCUUUAGGAUCAGGGGACACUGGCAGUGUCCAUCUGGUGGAGCUAUGUGGAACUAAUCAACAUUUUGCCAUGAAGGCUAUGGAGAAGGGUGUUAUGCUCAAUCGUAACAAGGUGCAUAGAGCUUGCACAGAGAGAGAAAUCCUAGACAUGUUGGACCACCCUUUUCUUCCUGCAUUAUAUGCUUCCUUUCAGACCAAAUCACAUAUUUGUUUGAUCACUGAUUACUGUCCUGGAGGAGAACUAUUCGUGCUACUUGAAAGCCAGCCAGCAAAGGUUCUCAAGGAAGAUGCAGUGAGAUUUUAUGCCUCUGAAGUAGUUAUUGCAUUGGAGUACCUUCACUGUCAAGGGAUAAUAUAUAGGGAUUUGAAGCCAGAAAAUGUUUUACUACAAAGCAGUGGACAUGUGUCUCUAACAGAUUUUGAUUUGUCAUGUUUAACAUCAUGCAAACCACAGCUUUUAAUUUCACCCAUCAAUGACAAGAAGAAACAACAGGCUCCAAUAUUCAUGGCUGAACCGAUGAGAGCAUCAAAUUCGUUUGUUGGCACAGAAGAGUACAUAGCUCCGGAAAUUAUAACAGGUUCAGGCCAUACUAGUGCUGUGGAUUGGUGGGCUCUUGGAAUUCUUCUAUAUGAAAUGUUUUAUGGGUAUACACCAUUCAGGGGAAAGAAUAGGCAAAGAACAUUUGCAAAUAUUCUCCACAAGGAUCUUAAAUUUCCUAAAAGUAAACAGGUAAGUCUCAGUGCAAAGCAGUUAAUAUAUUACUUGUUGCAAAGAGAUCCGACUAGCAGGUUGGGUUCAAAGGGAGGAGCAAAUGAUAUCAAAAACCAUCCCUUCUUCAGGGGCAUCAACUGGGCCCUAGUUAGAUGCACGAAACCUCCUGAGCUUGAUGCUCCUCUCUUUAGUACAAAUGAAGAAGAAAAGGAAAAGAUAGCCAAAUAUGUAGAUAAUGGACAAGAGGAUAUGAGUGUCUUUUGAAAGGUCUCUUUGUCAAUCUCCACACUCUUGAAUACACCAUGAGUUUAUUUGGGUUCAUUGAGGAAUUGGUGGAAUUUUCAGCACUUGCUUUGGUGGUGGGCAAAGGCUUGAUUCUGUAAAAUGUUUUAUGAACAGUGUGAUAUUUCUUCUUGGCGUGUAAAUUCUUGUGAUAUUUCAAUGUUUGGUUGGAAUAUUCCUUGAUUAGACUUUAAUUAUGUGUCUCAAGUCUCGGUUUCUAGAU
Molecule: messenger RNA, 4137 nt
Organism: Cicer arietinum (chickpea)
Lineage: Eukaryota; Viridiplantae; Streptophyta; Magnoliopsida; Fabales; Fabaceae
Product: phototropin-1-like
Biological process (GO): protein phosphorylation
Molecular function (GO): ATP binding; protein kinase activity
Source: RefSeq, a predicted model, not a curated record